GACAGUUCCAGGGCGAUGGCCCUGUUAAAAAGCUCUGAGCCGCUUGCUUCAUCCUCAAUUCAUUGUGUGGCACGUCCAAUGCACAGGCUGCAGGAGCCAUGAGCCGCAAAGUCGUGAGGUCCAGUAAAUUCCGCCAUGUUUACGGCCAGCCAGUCAAGGCCGACCAGUGCUACGACGACAUCCGUGUUUCCCAGAUGACCUGGGAUGGGAAUUUUUGCUCGGUCAAUCCCAAAUUCCUGGCCAUCGUCGUCGAAUCCAGCGGAGGAGGGGCUUUCUUGGUCUUGCCGUUGUCCAAGACUGGCCGCCUGGAUAAGUCCUACCCCGUUGUCUCGGGGCACACGGCCCCUGUGCUGGACGUGGAGUGGUGCCCCCACAACGACAACGUCAUUGCCAGUGCAUCCGAGGACUGCAGCGUUAUGGUGUGGGCAGUGCCCGAAACCGGCCUCGUGCGGCCUUUGAACGAACCCCUGGUGACCCUCGAAGGCCAUUCCAAACGGGUGGGCAUUGUCGCCUGGCACCCGACCGCCCAGAACCUUCUGCUCAGCACAGGUUGCGAUAAUGCAGUGACCGUCUGGGACGUGGGAGUCGGGCAGGCGUCCGUCACGUUGGACAACCUGCACCCGGAUGCCAUCUACAGCUCGGUUUGGAACCGGGACGGAUCCCUGCUCUGCACGGCCUGCCGGGACAAACGGGUCCGACUGUUUGACCCACGGGCAGGGGGUAAAGUUGCCAAUGAACUGCCUCGUCCUCAUGAGGGAUCACGUCCUGUCCGGGCUGUUGUGGUGAACGACGGGAAAUUGCUGACCACUGGCUUCAGCCGCAUGAGCGAGCGACAGGUGGCUCUGUGGGAUCCGAGGAAUCCCGAGGAGCCGUUGACCCUCCAGGAGCUAGACACGAGUAGCGGGGUUCUGCUGCCUUACUAUGAUCCCGACACAAAUGUGGUUUACCUGACUGGCAAGGGUGACAGCAGCAUCCGCUAUUUUGAGGUCACAGGAGAGGCUCCCUUUGUGCAUUAUCUAUCCAUGUUCAGCUCCAAGGACUCACAACGGGGCGGGGGCUGGAUGCCGAAACGCGGCCUGGAUGUCAGCAAGUGUGAAAUUGCCAGAUUUUACAAGCUCCACGAGAGGAAGUGCGAACCCAUUGCCAUGACUGUGCCUCGGAAAUCAGACCUGUUCCAAGAAGACCUGUAUCCUGACACGGCCGGCCCGGACUCUGCCCUGACAGCAGAAGAAUGGCUUUCAGGGAAGAACGGCCACCCCAUCCUCAUCUCACUCAAGGACGGCUACACUCCCCAGAAGACCAGAGAGUUCAAGGUCAACAAGACCCUCCUGGAAGGGCCAAAGAGAAGCCAAGUAUCCCAGGAAAGGGCACAACAGGGGGGCUCUGCUUUAGAGCAGCUCUCGGACGAUCUGAAGCGGCUGCAAGCCACCAUCUCCGAACAGGAACGGCGCAUCUCGGAACUGGAGCACCUUGUGAAGAAAUAGAAACUGCUGUGCUCCCCACCGGACCAACCGAUCUGCUUCCCCUUCUGUCCCACCAGACUUGAUUCCAGCGGUCUUUCAAAAACCCUCCCGUCUUUUGUGGGUGGAUCCUCAGGGCAUUAUUAAGCUCCACCCACUCCAAAACUCAGGGCAGGAACCAGCUUCGCGGGGGGGUGGGGCAUCUGUCAGGGCCAUUUCCCAUUGCAGUUUGCUAGUCUGACAAGCUCCAGGCGUGUCAAACUCGUGGACUACAGUUCCCAUCAACCCCUGCCAGCAUGGUGCUGGCAGGGGAUGAUGGGAACUGUAAUCCAUAACAUCUGGAGGGCCACGAGUUUUGACACCUGUGAGUUAGACAAAUGCUGUAUAAUACCUUGGAGGCACUAGGCUUCUGGGAAAUUGAGGACAAAUUCCGAAGCCCUCCUCUUCCUGAGGCUGUUGUCUCUUAGAGAGCAGGAAGGGUACCUGCUUUCUCACCCUUCCCUUCACCCUUUCCUCAGCCGAGGACUCCCUUCUCCAGAAUGUCUUCAGGAAGUAUUAGGAGAUCAACUCCUUCACUUUGACUUCGGAGGGCAGGGCCCUGACAAUUAAGCCGACGGCCCAGUUGAUUAGAAAUACACCGAUCAACUAAAACUGUACCCCUAAGUAUGUAUAUGUACAAACCCUUUUAAAAAACGAACAAGUACUUCCAUUGAAAAAGCCCUGCAGAUGGUAAAGCCCUUUUAAUUGAGAGCCGCGCCCUCCCCCCCGCCGUGCGAGAGGACGAAUGUUUCUUCCUUGAUGCCUGCUGCAGCAAAAUACGCGCGUCAUCUCAAAGCAAAACAAAGGGCCGACUUUUUCCUUGUAGAGCUAUGGUUUUUUAAAAAUAAUUUGCAUAUUUAUGCAGAUUGAUUAAAUAGAUUAAAACAUUAA
Sphaerodactylus townsendi is the source of this 2390-nucleotide messenger RNA. It is a transcript of the gene CORO1A, whose product is annotated as coronin 1A. NCBI's taxonomy places the organism in Eukaryota, Metazoa, Chordata, Lepidosauria, Squamata, Sphaerodactylidae. Gene Ontology annotation, molecular function: actin filament binding. The record is from RefSeq and is a predicted model, not a curated record. Gene Ontology annotation, biological process: actin filament organization; cell migration. The coding region runs from base 99 to 1484 and encodes 461 amino acids. The transcript has 11 exons.